This is a messenger RNA of Orcinus orca (killer whale), 5991 nucleotides long. It is a transcript of the gene NPTXR, whose product is annotated as neuronal pentraxin receptor. The transcript has 7 exons. The coding region runs from base 1 to 1965 and encodes 654 amino acids. NCBI's taxonomy places the organism in Eukaryota, Metazoa, Chordata, Mammalia, Artiodactyla, Delphinidae. The record is from RefSeq and is a predicted model, not a curated record.
AUGGUGGUCCAGAGCCCCAGGUCUGGGUCCAGUCAGAUGCUCCUGAGCUCAAAUGCUGCUCCAGCGCAAAGCAGCCGCGUGAUCUUGGACAGCGACCUGACCCCUGUGGGCCUCAGUUUCCUCAUUUGUACCGUGAGUGUGUCCACGCGGAUAAGGCUCUCGCCGCAUCCCGGGCAGCGCCCCCACUCGGCGCCCGGCACGGAACUGGUGCGGGGCUGGGCCGGCCCGGAGGAGCCGGAGGGGCGGGGCCGCCGCGCCAGCUCCCCUCCCCGCCGCCCGUCGCCUUCUCCUCCUCGCGCUUCCCGGGCUCAGAGCGGCGGCAGCAGCGGCCGCGGCAACAGCUUUGGCUCCGGCUCCUCCCGCUCCCGCUCCGGCCCCGCUCGGCCCCACUUGCCCGGGCCCCGCGCCCCGACCCCGCCGCCGCGCCUGCCGGGGGCCUCGGGUGCCCCCGCCGCCCGCCUCACGCUGAAGUUCCUGGCCGUGCUGCUGGCCGCGGGCAUGCUGGCGUUCCUCGGUGCCGUCAUCUGCAUCAUCGCCAGCGUGCCCCUGGCGGCCAGCCCGGCGCGGGCGCUGCCCGGUGGCGCCGACAACGCCUCGGCCGCCUCGGGCGCCGCCGCGUCCCAGGGUCCGCAGCGCAGCCUUAGCGCGCUGCACGGCGCAGGCGGCUCGGCCGGGCCCCCAGCGCUGCCCGGGGCUCCGGCGGCCAGCGCGCACCCGCUGCCGCCCGUGCCCCUCUUCAGCCGCUUCCUGUGCACGCCUCUGGCGGCUGCCUGCCCGUCGGGGGCCGAGCAGGGGGACGCGGCGCCGAGCGAGCGCGAGGAGCUGCUGCUGCUGCAGAGCACGGCCGAGCAGCUACGCCAGACGGCGCUGCAGCAGGAAGCGCGCAUCCGCGCCGACCAGGACACCAUCCGCGAGCUCACCGGCAAGCUGGGCCGCUGCGAGAGCGGCCUGCCGCGCGGCCUCCAGGACGCCGGUCCCCGGCGCGACACCAUGGCCGACGGGCCCUGGGACUCGCCCGCGCUCAUCCUCGAGCUGGAGGACGCCGUGCGCGCCCUCCGGGACCGCAUCGACCGCAUCGAGCAGGAGCUUCCAGCCCGGGUGAACUUCUCAGCGGCCCCAGCCCCUGCGCCCGUGGUGCCCACCGCCCUGCACUCCGAGAUGGACGAGCUGGAGGGGCAGCUGCUGGCCAAGGUGCUGGCGCUGGAGAAGGAGCGCGUGGCCCUCGGUCACAGCAGCCAGCAGCAGCGGCAGGAGGUGGCGAAGGAGCUGGACGCCCUGCAGGACCGUGUAGCAGAACUGGAGCGCGGGUCCUCAGCCUACAGUCCCCCAGACGCCUUCAAACUCAGCAUCCCCAUCCGCAACAACUACAUGUACGCCCGCGUGCGGAAGGCGCUGCCCGAGCUCUACGCCUUCAGCGUCUGCAUGUGGUUGCGGUCCAGGUCGGGCGGCACUGGCCAGGGCACCCCCUUCUCCUACUCGGUGCCUGGGCAGGCCAACGAGAUUGUGCUGCUGGAGGCGGGCCAUGACCCCAUGGAGCUGCUGAUCAAUGACAAGGUGGCCCAGCUGCCCCUGAGCCUGAAGGACAAUGGCUGGCAUCACAUCUGCCUCUCCUGGACCACAAGGGACGGGCUGUGGUCUGCCUACCAGGAUGGAGAGCUGCAGGGCUCCGGUGAGAACCUAGCCGCCUGGCACCCCGUCAAGCCUCACGGGAUCCUUAUCCUGGGCCAGGAGCAGGAUACCCUAGGUGGCCGGUUUGAUGCCACCCAGGCCUUCGUGGGUGACAUUGCCCAGUUUAACCUCUGGGACCACAUCCUGACACCUGCCCAGGUCCUGGGCAUUGCCAACUGUACGGGGCCAAUGCUGGGCAACGUCAUCCCCUGGGAAGACAAGCUGGUGGAGGCCUUUGGGGGUGCAACGAAGGCCGCCUUCGAUGUCUGCAAGGGACGGGCCAGGGCCAAGGCAUGAGGGGCCGCCUCGUCCAGGGCCCCUCCCUUGCCUGCCAAUUCGGGGGCCUUCCGGGGCGGGGUCACAUUGCUUCCUCAGCCUACCCACAUACUGGCCUCCUCUCUUGCCCCGUUCCUGGCCACGCCUCCCGUUUCCGUCGCCUCCACCCACACCUCCAGAACGCCCUGCCCUUGAUGGCUUUCCCCUAAUCCCACUCGGAUGAGAGCAAGCAGCUCAAAUCAACAGGUCAAGCCUGGGGGGAGUCCAGGGCCUGGCAGUGGGUGCGUAGCAGUGCCCACGGCUCUUCCCCCUCACGGCUGCUGGCAUUAGAGUGGAGCCAUCUCUCACCUCCCACUCCACCCUGUCGGUCAAGCACAACUGAUUCCACUGAUCUCACAGCUCCUCCCAUGAGGUCGUGUAUGGGGGACGGGCCCCCUGUCUCAGCGGCAGGACUGGUUAUCUGCCCUCUUGUCCUCCAUGCAACAGGCCUGUCCCCUUCCCUUCAGGGCCAUAACAGGCUGGAGAGCUGUCCCCCAGCUGAGAGGGAAUGAUAGAACCAUGGGCAACUCAGAUUCAGCCCUCCUUUAUCUUUCUACCAGCUGCCGGUCAAGGGCAGUGGGAUCCUGAUGGAGCCUCUCCCCCCACCCCACCCCGACCCACACCCCUCUCUUCCUCCUCUUUCCUUGUUUCUUUGUGUGCAGUGGUUUGAAUGUGGGUUCCAUGCCUGGCCCAGCCCCACCUCAAUUUCCAGGACACCCCCUUCCCAGCUCCAGCCUGGAGGGUUAGGGACCAAGACUCUGGGAGACCAAAGGGCCAUAGUCACCCCUUGCGCCCAUCCACAGCUGUGCCCACUGGCAUGGUCACCUCUCCCCUUCUGCAGCCAGGACAGGGCCUGGGCCACUUCAGCCUGGGCUGGGGACAGCAUGGGACAGAGGCACAUGCCCCAGGGGACCCACAAUACCUACCCACUCUGCAUGGCCCUGCAGCCUUUGGGGGAUGGAAAGAAGGAGCUGAGAGGGUAGGGAGAAGCGUGGCGUAGUGUGCAGAGCGCUGCAUAGGGAGGAGAGCCCUUGGUUCCUGGUCAGCCCUGCCGCUGACCUGCUGUGUGGUCUUCUGUAAGUCCCUGCCCUCUCCGGACUGACCUUCCUCAUUUAUGAACUGAGGCCCUUGCUUCCGUCGUUUCUGAGAGCUCUCCAGAUCAAAAGUGAGACGGUCUGUGAUUUCAGGUGGAUAGGGUGGGACAAGCCUGAGAACCUGCCUAAGGACUGAGGGGCACAGCAGGGGCAGGUCCUGGGACUGGGCAGCCGAUGGGACCUGGCUAGGCUGGGUCAGGGUCAGAAGCUGGCUCCAGAGAGUCAGGGGCAAGGGCAAGGGUCAAAGCAGACCAACCUCACACACAGAUUGUAAAGAUCAGCUCUUCUGGUUUCCCCCAGCCUGGCACCCUUGCCUAUCUGAGUGUCUCAAAGGGCUGGUGGCGUCCUGGUUCCUACCCUUAAGUCCCCACCAGCUCCCCCAAGAAAGUAGGAGAAUAUCAGAGCUGAGAAAAGCCACCCAGUCUGACCUCUUGCUUGUACAGAUGGAGAAGAGCUCAGAGAGGGCAAGUGACUUGCACAGGAUCACACAGCACGAUGGAGCAGAGCCAGGACUAGAACCCAGUGCUCUUUCCCCCACACCCUAUUUCCUACCCAUGAGAGUCUUUUGAGUCCAGCCUAUACCUGAGAGAAUGGAUAUUUGAGAGGUCAGAAUGCUUUCCAGCAUGCCCACUGGCCCACCUUCCUUUAUGAAACAUACAAACAUCUUGGCAUUCCCACCCCCCACCCCCAGAAGGUAGGGGAGGAGAGGUGAUCCCCAGGCACUCUGGCAGGAAUGGAGACCUGAGAACACAGGUGUCCCUCCCCUUGCCAGUCACCUACCAGGUGUCUGGGCAGCUGUUGGCUACCUUAGUCAGACUGGUGGCUUUUUGCCCCCCUUUGGGGUCCCUGUCUCCACUCCCCACGUCCACUUAGCCUGAGGCACUAGGCAAGAACUGCAGACUGUGGGUCCCAGGGCCAUGGAGGCUUUUCCAAAACUUGUCGCUUCCAGCCCCCAGAUCCUCGUUUCCAUUUCAAGAGCACAGAAAGACCUUUCAGCCCCUCCAGCCCAACUCCGCCUAGAAGCAGUGAUGGUGCACUUCAGCCAGAACCUGCCGAGGUCUGGGUUGUCCCGGUAACAGCCAAUGACAUCAGCCUCAGUGCGGGGUCAAGCGUCUCAUAAGGACAUACGCUGUUGCUGGGGUGACAGCGGAAUUCGGAACUUAGAUUUCGGGGACACUGGGUUUCUGUUAUCGUUUUUAAGGGAACAGCUUUUGUGGAGGCCUUGGGGCAAAGAAAGGGUCUUGAGAAGGAGGUGAAAAAACUUGUUUGAUCCCUUGAGCCCACCCCGAGGCAUCAUCCCAAGUCCUUUAUGCUUUCUCAUGGUGAUCAUGAGACAUGUGACCUGUGCUGAGUCACCCUGGUCAUCCCUCCAGAGGGAACAGGAACAAACUGGAGACACUUGUAGGCUCUGAGUCUGGGCCAUUGGUGAGUGGCCUGGAUCCCCGUUUCCAUUCCAGAGAGAUGAACGCCCCAAAGUCCCCACCUCUCCUUCAUCUCCUAUUCAUCCUUCUUACCUUUGCCGAACGCCUGCUGUCUGGACUCCAGAUUUGACCUUCAGCUGCUCCCAGGCACAGCCAAAAAGACGGGGAAGAGAAAUGGUGCUCAGCUGCAUCCUCAAGCUACUCCUGGCUGAGAACGGGGCUGGAGCCAUGUCUGUUAGGCCCUUUUUAAGUGUCAGGCGUCAUGCUGAGCACCUCACGGGGAUCAACUCAUUUAUUCUCACAACAGUUCUAAGCUAGGACUGUUCUUAGCCCCCUCAUACAAGUAGAGAAACUGGGACCCAGUGAGGUUAAGUAACCUGCCCAUGUCAAUCAGCCAGCAAGUGACGGAGUCCAGACUUCAAACCAAGGCAGGUGACAUCCAGGACCCACCCCUCAGCCUGAGGGGACGGGCACUACCACUGUCUGUGCAGCGGGAUUUGGUCAUCCGUUGCUCCUGACCCCAUUCACCCCACCGAGAGGAACAGAGAUGCAGGAUGGGCUGACCCCAGGGCCAGGGUCCCCUUGGGUGAGGCCGUGGGAGGGUUCUCAGCCCCUUCAGGGAACAUGUCCCUGUGCAGGGUGCCCUUCUCUCACCAGCUGGAGUUUCCAGGAGAGCUGAAAGGGGAGAGGAAGAUGGGCGUCUCCUGAGAAUCCCAGGCUGCGAAGGGGAGAAAGUUGAUAUUUCUCAAACCCCUGCUUUGGGCCCAGCCCUGUGCCAGGUGCUUCACAGCUCUUAUCUGCCAGUUUUCCCACCUUGUGGCACAUGGUGCCCCUAAUCAACAUCCCAAGGGGGCAGAUCACCUUGCCACCAUUGUGCGUGACCUAGGACCACAGAUUUGGGCAAGAAGGGCUCUAAAGCCCUUGUUUUACAGAUGAGGAUGCCAGGGCCCAGGGAAGAUGAACAGCAUUUGCGGACACCCAGCCGGGACACUGGGAGACCUGAACCCAACCUUCUGACUCUGCAUUCAGUGCUCUCCAUGAUGCAGUGGCCCCAGUCCCCGUCCCCGCCCCCCCGCCGAAAUGGGUCCCUCCUUUUCUACAUUUCCCAGCACCCUUGCUCUGAGCAAACUGGGGAAGGGACACCUCUCCCAGAGAUGGACACACUCUUCACCCUCUUUGUCGCAGCUGCCUACCACUCUAAACCCCUCCUCCCAGCACCACCCCCGACCCCGCUGGGUGGGGAAGGGGCUCACGUGGGCCCAGGCUGAGCAGUGAGAGAGCAUGUCGAGCUGUCAGACACUGUGAAAUUAGUGCAUCCUACUGGCGACCUGCCUCCCCCUCUCCUUCUCCUGCCUGAUUUUGUACAUAAAGUGACAUGAGAUGCAACAUGCGUGCGUGCGUGUGCGUGUGUGUGUGUGUGUGUAUGAUAUGUCAAGGUUUUGUUACUUUUUUGUUUCUGUAAAUUUGAAUGUUCAAAAUAAACAUGAUGUUUA